Molecule: messenger RNA, 2661 nt
Organism: Bombina bombina (fire-bellied toad)
Lineage: Eukaryota; Metazoa; Chordata; Amphibia; Anura; Bombinatoridae
Product: guanylate-binding protein 1
Exons: 11
Coding region: 156-1922 (588 amino acids)
Molecular function (GO): GTP binding; GTPase activity
Source: RefSeq, a predicted model, not a curated record
UUUUUUUUCUUUCCUUGGCAAUUCCCACUUCCGUCUUAUACAUAAAUAAAUCUUACUUUCAUUUCUAUGUUAAAUAAUGAACUGCAAACCUUCUGAAACGAAGCAGAAAAAAGAAGCAAAGACAAAAAGGAGGCACUGAGCUUGUAACAGAGAAAAUGAAUAGCAAAAUGGCAAUGUCACGUCCUGUGUGUCUGAUAGAAAACAGGGAUGGAAUAGAGCUGGUGAUUAAUGAGGAGGCUAUGAAGAUUCUGUCAAAGAUUGUUCAGCCUGUGGUGGUUACAGCAAUUGUAGGAAAGUAUCGAACUGGGAAAUCUUACCUGAUGAACAAGCUGGCAGGACAAAGAACUGGAUUUGCUUUGGGGUCUACCAUCCAGUCUAAGACAAAAGGGAUCUGGAUGUGGUGCGUUGAUCAUCCUUCUAAGCCUGGGCAUACCCUUGUGCUUUUAGACACAGAGGGACUGGGGGAUGUGGAAAAAGGAGAUAGUAAGAAUGAUGCUUGGAUAUUUUGCCUUGCUGUUUUGAUGAGCAGUAACUUUGUAUUCAAUAGUAUAGGAACAAUUGACCAGCAAUCAAUGGAUCAACUACAUUAUGUGACUGAAUUGACAAAAAGAAUUCGUUUAACAUCAUCAUCCAAGGGGGAAGAUGAAACUUCUGAAUUUAAAAGAAUUUUUCCAUCCUUCACCUGGUGUGUUCGAGAUUUCACGCUGAUGCUGGAGCAAGAUGGCAAGAAUGUGACAGAGGAUGAAUAUUUAAUGAAUGCAUUGAAACUCAAGAAAGGUUCUAAUAAGGCUACAAUGGAUUACAACAUGCCUCGCGAGUGCAUCCUUCAUUUCUUCCACUCACAUAAAUGCUUUGUAUUUGACCGACCUGCUAGUAGAAAAAAACUUCAACACCUGGAGGAGCUGGAAGAGAGUGAGCUGGAAGAGGACUUUGUGGAACAAGCUGGAAAGUUCUGUGCUUUUAUGCAUAAGGAAGGCCACGUUAAAACCCUCCCAGGUGGAAUACUGGUUACUGGGAGAUUGUUGGGGAAUCUCACAGACUCCUAUGUGAAGGCAAUACAGAGUGGUUCUGUCCCUUGUAUGGAGAAUGCAGUAUUGGCUCUAGCAGAGCUUGAGAAUAUGGGAGCUGUGAAGGAUGCAUUAUCCAAAUAUGACUCUAUAAUGAGCCAGUAUGUGAAAACAUUCCCAACUGAGACAAAUGAAGAAUUUCUGAACAUGCACAGGGAAUGUGAAGUGAAGGCUUUGGAAGUCUUUAUGGCACGCUCCUUCAUGGAUGAAAAUCAAAAGUAUCAAACAGAGCUAAAGAAAUUAAUAGACAAGAAAAUGAAAGAGUUUACUGAAUGUAAUAUGAAAGCAUCUGAAGAUCUAUGCAGAGCCCUAAUAGAGGAAUUCAGCAAGACUUUAGAGACAGGAAUAUCCGAAGGAGAAUACUCAAAACCUGGUGGCCACAAGCUCUAUCUAAUAGAAAAAAUGAAUUUACUGGAAGAAUACAAUUUACAGUCUGGAAAAGGCAUAAAGGCUCUUGAGGUGCUACAGAAUUAUCUAAAUGACAAAAGGGCAGUAGAAGAUGCUAUACUGCGGGCAGAUCAGACCUUGACUGAGAAGGAAAAGCAGAUUGCAGAGGAGCAGGCUAAGGCAGAAGCUUCUAAAAGAGAGAAAGAAAUAAUAGAGGAGAAUAACAGGCGUCUCCAGCAGUGUUUGGAAGAUCAGAAGAGAAGUUUUCAGCAGAAUGAAAAAAUGUUGAAGGAUAAGAUGGAAGAGCAGGAACGCAAAAUGAGACAAGAAAAUGAAAGGCUGAUUCAACAGAAACUGCAGGAACAGCAAGUUAUGCUGAAUGCAGGUUUCCAAGAUAAAUUUAAUGCUCUGCAGAGUGAGAUUGCACAACUGAGAGCUCCAAAAAAACGCAGAUGUGUUGUCUCUUGAGGAUUAUGUUAUGACAAAUCACCCAUUAAAGACACAUUUAUAUACUGAAAAUGGAAAUAUUUAAAAGAAAGCCAUAAUUUACCUCAAAUAUUUCACUAUAGUAUUAAGUUAUAUGUGUUGUUGUAUAGAAUUAGAAGAACAUUUCCUAUAUUGUAUAACUCUGUUUUAUCACGUAAUGCAAAAUAUAUCUGCAUAGUACUGAGGAUAACGAUGGACUUUGGAUCAGCUAUUUAGUUUAAUAUAUAUCUGCAUCUCCCAAGUAUACAUAAAAAGGAAACAUAAUGUGAUGCUACUAAUUAUUAACACAAACACAAGACUAAAAUGUAACCAAACAUGCACAGAUUUAGGCUUGUAGCACAGUGGUACUAGUAGUUACUCCAGACUUUCGGGUCGAUUUAUCAUUGCACAAGCAUUUCUCGUGAAAUGCUUGUGCAAUACCGCCCCCUGCACAUUCACGGCCUCUAGCAGGGAGUGUCAAUCAUCCCAAUCGUAUCCGAUUGGGAUGAUUGCUGUCCGCCGCCUCAGAGGUGGCGGACGAGUUAAGGAGCAGCGGAAUUUGCAGGUUGAUAAAUCGACCCCUUUGUCAUUACUGGAGGGGCCAAGCAAGUGGUGUGUCACAGUGAGGUCAGGCUAUAAUAUUAUAUAGGGAAAAUUGGGUUCAGGGAUUUUUUUUUAGCUUUAAUAAGAAAAAGAAAGUGUUUUUAUAAUUGUAGUUCAGUAAUAAAACACCUAGCUUAAA